UUGACGCCGCUGUUCGGAUCGUUGCCGUUGGAAUCGACGAAUCUCUCUCAACUCGUGGAGUGUGUGUGUGUGUGUGUGUGUGUGUGUGUGUGUGUGUGUGUGUGUGUGUGUGUGUGUCGUCCGUACAUCCCGAGUAGUGCGUCGCAGGGCUUCGAGCGCUCUGCUGCAACCCCCACCAUGGAUGAGGCUUCAAGUGGUGGUGAGGGUAGCGAUGCUGACCUCGCGCUAGAUCCGCCUCACCUCGAGGACUCCCAAAUGGGAGGCUUUCACGACGACGACGACGAUGACGAUGAUGAUGAUGACUCCCUGGCUGAGGAUGAUGUUGAUGACGACGAUGAUCAGGGCGAGGGUGACCUUCGUGCUGGUGAUGGCCAGGAAGGUUAUGUCCUCGAGGAUAUCAACCUUCAGCCCGAGGACCUCAACAAGAUCCUGCGCACCAUGGUGGCCCUCUCCGGCAUGCCCGGCGUCUCUCUCUUUGAGCUGAGUAAUCGCCUCUACACCAGCUUGCCCAGUGUCCCCAGCGACCUUUCCUUAGACUCUGUCGCCAUCGCCGAGCUGCUGGCCACGCGCUCCACGCACGACGUUUUCUUUGUCUUGCAGGUCAAGCGAACCUCAGCCCCACAAAGUCAUUGGCGUGCGGGACAAGAUCCCAAGCUGGGCCUAGUCGGUCUGCAGUUUGAAAACGAUAUUGAGCGCUGCUUGAUCCCGAUUGAGCACAUCAUGGACCGACUGGAACAUCGAGCAAUGCUCUUUAGCACUACACUCAAUUUGAAUCAAGCGCUGGAGCUGCUGCCCGAUCAAGAAUCACAAGCCAUCAUCACCAACGCUAUCAGCGCACACGUGGGCCAUGCUCUCGAAUUUGAAAUCCGCGUCGUUCCUGCCUGGCCUCUGAUCAGCCAUACUCAGAUGCCGAUGAUGUCACAUCAAGCCAGCUUCCUACCCAUGCUGGGUGACCUCGGCUGGGCCAUUAUCCAGUUUGUAUCGCGUUUCGGACACAGGGGCGUCUUGCACAAGGACUUGGUUUCCACCUUUGUGGAUCGGGAGCGCAUCGACAUCAACAGCUACCUCAACGCCUUUGUCGACCGUAAACUGGUACAGCGUUGUGAUUUGGCCGUUCGCAGCGUCAAGGCGCCUGUGUAUAUUGGUGAUUGGCUUGAGGACGUUGAAGGCUAUGUUUUGCAGCGUGCCGCCGACAACCAACUUCUAUUACCCAAGUGCAACAAGAAACCGGCGCUCAAUCGCGUUGCCAUUCUCGAAGAGCUUGCCAUUCAUCCAACCAAAACCCUCGUUCGCUCGGAUCUUGAAUGGGCCCUGGGAGAGCGCUUUUCAACUGCCCGUUUCAACGCGUACUACAUGUCACUGCGCAAAGAUCGCUUCAUUGAGGAAUUUGCAGCCUUAGUGCAAGGGGAAGAGCACAUCUGCGUGCGGCUUUGCAUCAAGCCUUCCCAGCUGACCCGCGAAGUGUUCCACAAACGCACAGACAUUUGGCAUAACCAAGGAGCCCCCACAAGCUUUCGUCUGGUGUCGACUUAUGAGGCGCCUGAUGUUCCUGACUCAACGCAGCACGGCAAGCACAAAGUCUUGAAUCCCAACAUUUUGAUCAACCUCGCACUCCGCCGUCGACAAAUCGCGAUCGACCUUUUGAAGGAGCACAAGGUUUUGAUCAACGAUACGAACUUUGCCAAGGCCAUCUACGCCAUCGAGCUCGAGUCGGCACCUGAUACGGCCGUUUUAAUGGACCGCAAGGUCCGCAUCCGUUUGGCCGAACGCUUGGCCGCGGAUGAGGAAGCCGUGCUGUCCAAGCACGAGUAUGUGACAGCCACUGGCAAACGUGAUCGGGUUCAUCUUCUUCAGCUACCCUCCGCUACCAAAGCCGAUGUCAUCAAAUGUGUGCAGGAUUUUCAAGCGCAUCGCAACCCCAUCGCCACGAACCGCGCUCUGCCAGAGUUGGACAUUCAACGCAUCCAACCUCGUGCCCACCCACUUCUUGGCGAAGGGCGCCGCCUGGACGGUUCUUAUGCAGAUGAUUUUACGGGCGUGGGCAUGAUGCCCAUCAUGCCAGCAGACGAUGGCAAUGGACCGCUUGAUGAAGCCCCCGAGCCCGCCCCGAUCCAAGGCCACGAGCUGCCCUGGUAUCAAUUGUACCCCUACGAAAGCGCACGCAAUCGCUACGGCUACAUGUGUCGGCAUCAGGGGCUGCGCAUCCGUUUGCUGCACUUUUUUUUGGUGCGCCUUGUGGAGAACGAGCUGCAGACAGGAUUCGUGGGCGUUGACAAUGUCCCGGAACACAAGCGUGAUGAUCACGAUGUGACCUUGGGUGCCGCGCAACUCAAUGCCCACCAGGUGGUGCUUAGCAUGCCCCUGCGUUUGUAUCUUAGCGUCAUCGGCCUCGCACCGAAGCAGGGGCGCAAGGAUGCUAAGAUCGGCUCGCCGCUCAUCGAGAAGUACCUCGAGUCCGGAGAGAACCCUGCCAUGCGAGACCUCGAGCCUGAGGCCCGCAUGGAGGCCCUAUCCAGCUCGUAUCUCUACUUUUCGACUCAAAUAUCAGAGCUGCUACAGCUCCUGCGACCAAGUGGAUUGGUGCAUUUCGAUAACAUCACGAGCUGUGACGGCGCGGUCAAAUUUUGGGAACGUGUGCACCAAAUCAUUGAAACAACGGCUGCCAACCAUUCGGCACCUGGAGGUCUCGAUCGCGAGUUGGCAGCGGUAAUGUCCAAACCCUCCUCUUGGCUGCCCCUCGACUACCAAUCGUAUCUCGGGGCCAACGUUCCAGCGCCCUUGGGUAUUUACUUCAAACCACGCGAGCAAUUGGAGUUGGCCGGCGUCCCGCCAGAUGCUGCAACACUCAUGGCGCCGCAUGGCGCCGCACCAGCUGUACCAGCGGGCAUCCACCCAGCCGUGCCACCAGAGCCCUCGGCCAUUCCGGACGCAAUGCCCUUGCAUUCCAUCACCUCACUGACACACGGCGACCUGGGCCACGAGGUCGUUAUUGUGCCUUCAGCUUUAUCAGGAAGCCACAUUGAUCCGCAUGGUCAUAUGACCCACGCCUCGGUCAAUGCGGCAAUCAUGCCACCCUCAGCUGGCGUUUAUGAACCUUCCCAUCACCUGCCCCGCCAUGGCUCACCUGCAACGAGUGUAGAUGUGCCCCCGCCUCCUGACCACAAUGUGGGGUCGGAGCACAUGCCGCUUGACCAUGCUGAGCACCUUGAACUCGAACCUCCAGAAGGCGAGCCCGUUGGCCAUGCCUCGCAGACCGCUGAGCUGCUACACCCCACGGAUCCGCAUGCCGUUCUUGAAACGCCUCAACCAAUGGAUAUUGGAGAUGAGGCAGUUGGUGCCCCGCUUGCGAUUGAGCCUUUGCAAGAUGGAUUGGCAGUCAAUGUUCAAGACCACGUGGAUGCCAUGCAUGCUCCUCUUGAUCCAUCACAGCCAGCUUCAAGCGCUGCCCAGGACACUGGGGCUGCCACAGGAGCCCAAAAUGAACGGAGAAGUCCCCGGUCGCGAUCACCGCGGAACGGCAAACGCACAGCGGAUGGCGCUGACGGUCCCGGCGACCAGGAUGGUCCUAGUGAUAAGCGCAGCAAACACCGAUCAGCUCACAAUUCUCCCCAACAAGCACGCCCUAGCUCACCUCCCGCACCAAGCCCAGACGGUGCUGGCCCUCAGCAGCGCCCAAGGCACAGCCCUUCGGAACGUAACCGUACCGACACCCAGGCUUCUACUCGACAAUCCACGCCAACGCGAACGCCAACGGCUGCCACCGAAGAAGGUGCCGAGGAAGAUAUGGGGGGUGCUGCUGCUGAAGGCGCCGGCGGUGACGGAGCUGGUGAUGAGGACGACGAUGAUGGUGGUGAAGACGAAGACAGCGAUCGCGCACAACAUUGUGAUGAAGAUCGCAGCAUCACCAGCAGCGUUGGUGGCGUCGGUCACGCAGAGGAGAAGGAGGAGGGUGACGAGGAUGAUUUUUUCGAGGAUAGCGAGCACGAGAGCAGCACUCAGCAUGAUGAUGACGGUGAUGAUGAAUACGUGAUCGAUGAUGAUGAUGAUGACGAUGAUGAUGACGAUGACGAUGAUGACGACGACGAUGACGAUGGUGAUGACGACGAGGAUUAUGAAGCUGAUGAUGGCGAUGAUGAUGAUGGUGACGACACUGAACAGGGCGAUAUCAACAAUGGUGGCGUGGAUGACAACGACGCCACGGCUCUGGAGCAUGGCCCACAAGGAGGAUCGCGUGGCAUCAACAGUCGCCUGCGGCAUCGCAAGCGCGGGCGUCUGCAACCGGUGGACCUCAGCACGAUGGUUGAGGAGCAGGUUCGCGAAGGCGAACAAGAUCCAGGCAGCAUUCUAGAUAAGCCCAGCAAGCUCACCCGAAAUGAGGAACAUGCGGUUCGGCUUCUCUCCCUGUUGGACGCUGAUGCCCAAGAGUCCCAACUGCAGAGCAUUGCCAUGGAGGCCGACCUUGACCUCAACCGCGUCAAACAGCUCUUCAUGCGUCACAUCCGGGCCCUGGCUGCGGCCAAGAAAGCCAAGCCCCGUACCCUGCUAAAGCCUAACCCCGGCACCAUUGAGCCUUGUAGCAAGAAAGUCAAGCGACGCAAUAGAACACGGCCCAGCACUGGUUAUACAGCGGAACAAGAUCAGUUUUUGAUGGUGAUAUUUGCCCUCAGCCAAGAGCUCAAUUUGGCAGUUGAUUGGACGGAGAUUCUGAAGUUAUUCACGAGCCGCUUUGCAACUCGGCGAAACGGCGAGGAGCUCCGCCGUCGCCAUGUUCAACUUGUGCGUCAGAAAAACAACGUUUUGGACGCUGGCAUCUUUGUGGGAGAGCGCUUACCAUCCGCAUUGCGUGGCUUGACGACCUGGAGUGAUCCUCAAAUCGCGACUUGCCUUGAUAAUCUGCUAGCAGACCUGGCGGCACGCGACGACGUCCCGAUUGCCAUGCUCUUACCACCGUCCAUCGAGGAACUCAAGGCCAAGUUCACAGUAUCUUAUCCCUCUUCGACUUCUGCGCAUUUGCCUGCGCCCUUUGGCUCAGCUCUGGACGACGCAUUAACUGAGCAGCAUCACGUCGGUGCCACUUUGUUCUUACAUUGCAUCUGGAGCAGUCACUUGGCGCGCUCUGAUGGGAGCAGUGCCCCAAACAAGAUGAACAAGUUGGCAAAGUCUUUUGCCCAGUCACUACCUGAAGACGUGCGGCAGCAGGUUGUUGAAGCCCUUGUGGCCGACGGCGUUGUGGCCACCUCGUCCAAGCGCAAAACUAGUCCUUUGUCACCUGCCUCAUAUGUGUUUGGUCCCAAAGGACAAGCCUUGCUCAAGACCGAAUGGGGUCCUGACUUGCUGCGGCAGACGCGCGAAGCACUUGAAGGGGUGUUGCACACUGGAAAGCUAGUCGUCACUCAGGACCCCUUGCCUGCGGGCACUGUCGUGGUUUUGAGUGAGGCAGUCCAAUGCCAUCAGGUGCAGGGCGAAAUGAGCUUUCGCCCACCCCCAACUGGCUCUAUUGGCGAGAACAAGCACAGUCGCGACGUGUAUGACAUCCGUGGGGAUGAAGCCAUUCUAGAGACGAUGGAAUUGCCAGCCGAGGGGCUGGCCAUUGGCGAGGACUUUCAAACCGACAUCCGGCAUCGCACCCUUGAACCAGCACAGCGACGCAACUUGCCGUGCCUACACCAACCUUUGCAGAUGGUGACUACCGUGGAAGAUGCAGUUGGACAUUUAUCGCAGCUCGAUGCGCCGCUGCUCGCGGUAGCGCAAGCCAUGUGGUCGCACUUGGACGCCGCUGGUGCCGAUGGAAUGCUGCCAGCAGAGCUUGCUGCCGAUCUGACACCUUCAACUACCGCCCAACUUGAGACGGCAUUAUCGGCCCUUUUGGAGGCAGGCCUGAUAUUGCGGCUGAUACGCCUUUUGGAGCACUUGAUGCGCCCGCUCGACGCAGUGGCUUUGAUGACUUAUCUCAUCGAACUGCAAUGCAUUUCACAUGCUGUGACUGUCGCCCGCUAUCGGCCUCAUUUUUUCGCGCCACCUCAAGAGGGCAUGGAUCUCCGUGACAAGCAACGGUUCGGAGUCGAGUUUCUUCAGCCGGGACGCGUUCAGGUGCUCUUGCCAGCAAAACUGGCAUUGUCCACCUUGGCCAUGAAUGUCAACCAAACGCUUUGAUCGAUCGACAGACUUGUAGCCCCCACCUCGCGGUGUCUCUUCUUGUUCUUUUUGUAUGACCGCGUGUUCCUUUCCCAAACGUUUUUCUUUGUUUUCUUACAUGAAUGAAUGACCGAACAUGUGCACGCUCCUGUGUGUGGUGUGUGCGCUUCCCUGCCUGUAUCCUUGUGUCGCCGCCAGCGUGAAUUUGGGCCAUCGUGUUUGCCUGAGAGGCGGGUACCUCCUGACGGUAUCACCGCAUCUACUCGGCCGCGUUUUGAAAACGGCUGCGCCACAUCGUUGUCGAGCCAACAUUGUUGUAUGUCUUUGACUGACCGAUAAUUGAUUCGAGUUGAG
Molecule: messenger RNA, 6489 nt
Organism: Monosiga brevicollis MX1
Lineage: Eukaryota; Choanoflagellata; Craspedida; Salpingoecidae
Exons: 40
Coding region: 178-6153 (1991 amino acids)
Biological process (GO): regulation of DNA-templated transcription; chromatin remodeling
Cellular component (GO): nucleus
Molecular function (GO): ATP-dependent H2AZ histone chaperone activity
Source: RefSeq, a predicted model, not a curated record